AGGCGUAGCGAUAGUAGCAUGGCCUGUGCUGGAAGGAAUGGUUGAUUUAGUGUCUGUUGUAAAAUAUAGAGUGGGAGUUUGGGGUUGCACUUAGAGUGACAACAUUGUAACAUAUUAACAUCACAGUAGAAUAUAAAUAAGAUCACAUAUCGUGAAGAUUUCAGUUUCCUAGAGUCAGCGCUGCAGAGCAGUUUGGAUUUAAGCCAGCCAUGGAGUUUGCUGAGCUGAUCCUGGUCCCUAAGCUUGAUGGGGUCAUAAUGCAUUGGCCAUUCCAAAAACCAGUUGAUGGCACUCUCUGCAUCACAGGUCACCAUCUCAUACUGUCCACUAGGAAAGAGAGUGUUGAGGAACUCUGGCUCCUUCACCAUAAUGUGGAUGCAGUGGAAAGGAGAAUCAGCGGAAUGCAGGGGGGAAGUCUGAUCAUCAAGUGUAAGGAUUUUCGAAUCAUUCAGUUGGACAUCUCUAACCCAGAUAAGUUUCUGAAAGUUGCCACCACUGUUGAGAACCUUUCGUCACUUGAUGAACCUACAAAACUGUACCCCUUCUUCUAUCGCCCUAUGUUCCCUAUUUUGGAGGAUGGUUGGACAGCAUUCCGCCCCGAGACAGAAUAUUCACAAUUGGUGACAAGUCAGGCAGAUGAAUGGAGGAUCAGCUACAUCAAUAAAGACUUCAGUGUCUGUGCCACAUAUCCCAGUGCAGUGGUGGUGCCCAAGUCUGUGGAUGAUGACACCAUUAUUGCUGCUGCCAAUUUCCGUGAAGGGGGGCGCUUCCCAGUACUUAGCUAUAGGCAUGACACUGGGAGUGUCCUGAUGAGAAGCAGCCAGCCCAUGACAGGUCCCAGUUCCAAACGCUGCAAGGAAGACGAGAGACUCAUCAACUCUGUUCUAGGACCCGGUAAACGUGGCUAUAUUAUUGACACCCGUACACAGACGUUGGCUCAGACAGCUAAGUCUCGUGGAGGUGGCUUUGAAGUAGAGAUGUACUAUCCACAAUGGCGAAGAAUCAAUAAGCCCAUUGAUCGUCAUCAGGGCCUGCUUGAUUCCCUUGCCAAGCUUGUUGAAGCUUGUAAUGACACGACUGCAUCAACAGACAAAUGGUUGUCUCGCCUCGAGUCAUCCAACUGGAUGUCACAUAUAAAGGACACUCUCAACUGUGCUUGUUUGGUGGCACAAUGCCUUGAUCAGGAAGGGGCUUCAGUACUUGUCCAUGGUUCUGAAGGUUUGGAUGCUACACUGCUUGUGACAUCAUUAGCACAAGUCAUCCUUAAUCCAGACUGUAGAACUGUACGAGGGCUGGAAGCACUAGUUGAGCGAGAGUGGCUGCAGGCAGGAUAUCCGUUCCCCAUUCGCCAUCGCAAGUCAUGUUACAGCACUGGGCGGACCAAGGCUCAUGCCCCAACAUUCCUCCUGUUCCUUGACUGUGUGGGACAGAUUCACCAGCAGUUCCCAUGCAGCUUUGAGUUCAGGACCUCAUUCCUCAUCAUGCUAUUUGAACAUUCCUACUGUUCACAGUUUGGUACAUUCCUGGGCACAUGUGAAGCAGAGAGAGCUGGCAUGAAGCUGGCUGAACAGACUGUCAGUCUGUGGUCUUAUCUGAAUCGGCCAGACAUUCUUCAGUCUUUCCUCAACCCCAUGUAUGACCCCAAUAAUCGUGUCAUUUGGCCAUCAGUUGCACCCAUGAGUUUGUCACUGUGGUCUGAAUUAUUCCUUCGUUGGGUGGUGGAUCAGACACCUCAACAGAAAGCCUGGGAGACGAUAACAUCACUUCGAGAGAAGGACAAGGAACUCCGACUGAAAGCCACACGGUUACGACGACAAUUAGCAGACUUAGAAAAGGAAGCUGUGGAAGCAGGAAUACUUGUGCCAGCAUCAGCUGGUGCUCCACCUACAUCAGAAGCAGUGGCUGAUGCUUAACCCUAAAUGAAUCAUAACCAAAUCAUCAUGUUAGGUUGAAAGAGAUAUUUUUCUUUCAUGUGUAAAUAGUAAAUAUAUAUAUAUGUAUGUAUGUAAGAAAAUCUAAGAAUGUGAACAGGGAAAAUAUUUUCUCUGCAUGUUUCUUGCCUGUGUAGUUGAAAUAAAAUGCCAGCAGAUUUCACAUGCUGUUAGAUAACAUCAAUUUUUUGGUGGCACAAAUUGUUGACGCUUGUUCAGAAAGUGAAGACCGUUUUCACAUAGCAGCACAUGGGUAGCAAUGAAGAAAUGAAGAUAGUUCAAGACUGGAUCAAUGGACUGGCAGCAUAUUUCUACAAUGCAGAAAUACUGAAGCUUGUCACACAAUCUUCAUGGGAAUUAUAUAGAAAAAUUAUUUAAGGUAUGUAGUAAUGAUGUAAGAAAUUUUAACUUUAUAUAUUUAUUCUUUUAUCACCAAUCAGUCUUUACUUCCUGGACAACGUAUGUAAUUUCAGUAGGUUGAACUCUCUCAGUCACACUGCUGGUCAGUGGAGACAGUGUAAAUUCAAGUUGUCUCAGAUGAUAACAAGAGGAAAUGCCAAAAAUUUGCUGCUUCUAUGCCCAUGGUGUUGAUUGCUUCUUAAUAUUGUGAAUGUAUGAGGUUAUCACUGUGGAGUUCCACACAAACGCUGUGUAAAUGCUUCAUGAAAUGGUUCUCUGACAUGUUUUCCGAACAUCUGUGUUGCACCCAGCUUUGUUAAUAAAGCACUUCUGUGUAGAUGUGGCUGA
Molecule: messenger RNA, 2678 nt
Organism: Cryptotermes secundus
Lineage: Eukaryota; Metazoa; Arthropoda; Insecta; Blattodea; Kalotermitidae
Product: myotubularin-related protein 9
Exons: 12
Coding region: 210-1913 (567 amino acids)
Biological process (GO): negative regulation of autophagy
Source: RefSeq, a predicted model, not a curated record